UCGCCGCGUCAGUACUGCGCGAACCGCGGCGGGAUUACAGUUGUAGGCAACCCGAGGCGGAGCGCCUGAUUGUGUAGCACCGGAACCGGCACCAGCACCAGCAUGUUCCCCGGGAGGCUGCGAGCGUGCGCGGCCCUGUGCGUGUGGAUUACGGCGCUGGCGAGCACGCGGAGCGGCGGCGUGCGGGGCGCCCGGAGGCAGGACGACUCGUUCCCGGCGGCGGCGUCCGGCGUGUACCGAGCCCGGUGCGCCUCGCGAUGCCUCAGCCUGCACAUCACGCGCAUCUCCGCCUUCUUCAAGCACUCGCAGAACAACGGAUCCUUGGUGUGGUGCCAGAAUCACAAGCAGUGCUCCAAGUGCCUGGAGCCCUGCAAGGAAUCUUGGGACCUGAAGGAAAACCAGUGCCAGGAUCUAUGUGAGCCCCUCUUCCCCAAGAAGCACUACGAGUGCCUCACCAGCUGCGAGUUCCUCAAGUCCAUCGAGGGCGUGAAGCAGGGCGACUGUCCCGCCCCGGAGAAGGCCAGCGGCUUCGCGGCGGCCUGCGUGGAGAGCUGCGAGGAGGACGGCGAGUGCUCGGCCGUCAAGAAAUGCUGCUCCAACGGCUGCGGCCACACCUGCCAGGUCCCCAAGAACCUGUACAAAGGAGUCCCCCUGAAGCCGAGGAAGGAGCUGGCGUUUGCGGAGCUGCCCUCGGGCCGGCUGGAGAUCCGCUGGUCCUCCAAGUUCAACAUUUCGGUGGAACCUGUCCUCCACGUGGUGCAGCGGCGCUGGAACUUUGGCAUUCACCCCAGCGAGGAUGACGCCACCGAGUGGGAGACGGUCGCGCAGACUGCCGAGGAGCGGGUCCAACUGGCCGACAUCAGGGCCAGCAGAUGGUACCAGUUCAGAGUGGCCGCGGUCAACGUGCACGGGACUCGCGGAUUCACCGCGCCGAGCAAACACUUCCGCUCCACCCGAGACCCGUCCGCCCCGCCACGCCCGAGCAGCCUGCGCGUCACCAACGUGACGCAGGGAGAUGAAGGCCUGGUGACAGUUCGUCUGAACUGGAGCUUGCCAGAGGAGCCCGACAUUCCCGUACAUCACUACAAAGUCUUCUGGAGCUGGACCGUGCCCACCAAGUCGACGGUUCCGUCCAAGAAGAGAAGGAGAAAGACCACCAACGGGGCCCAGAGCUGGGUGGACCUGGAGGGCCUGCAGGCCAACAGCAGCUACACCGUGGAGCUGCAGGCCGUGACGUACUGGGGACAGGUGCGACUGAAGGGGUCCAAGGCCUUGCUGCACUUCAGCACCACCCAGAAUUCAGAAUCAGCAAAAUCGGCGCACAAUUCGAAGAAGGAAGCGAUACCUCCUGGUGGACCCGCGCUAGCCAAAGCAAAGCGACCUUCUGGCCCGCUGGAGGUGGGCACACCCUUCUACCAAGAUGGCCAGCUGCAAGUCCGUGUCUACUGGAAGAACCGCGGAGAGCCCGGAAUGAACCGAUACCACGUCCAGUGGAUGCCCGAGUACUGCCACCACAACGAGACACGGGGACCGGAGAAAUCCUCCACGCAGGAGAACUACAUCAACCUCCCCGGCCUGUUGUUCUCCUGCAAGUACAAGGUCACGGUUCACAUGCUGAAAUCCAAGAGACGCUCCAAGGAGGAGAGCACCACCUUUCUCACGCCGUCCUGCGCCACCAUCCGGAGCAAGACUCUCAAACACAUCCACUGCCCGGGGGAGGGAGCUGCAACACUUCCGAAAGUUUUGGCCAAGCCCGAAAACCUGACAGCUACAUUUUCCAUCAGCGGAGGAAAUAUCACCGGCAGCUUCCUGUGGCGUGUGUCCCGUUUGGCGGCCCACCAGCGCAUUACGGGCUUUCAAGUCACCUGGGCCGAGAUCUCCACCGAGAGUCGACAGAACAGCCUGCCCAACAGCAUCAUCUCCCAGUCCCAAAUCCUGCCUCCGGAUCACAAUCUGCUGGUCGUGUCCAACCUCCGGCCGUCCACCUACUACAGACUGGAGGUGCAAGUCAUAACGACCGCAGGGGAAGGCCCCGCCACUGUCAAGACCUUCCAGACUCCCGAACUAUUACCAGUCACUCAACACCGGCCAAGACUCCGGCAGCACCAUUCCCAUCACCAGAAACCGUCACUCGAAAGACACUGAGUCACAAAGCGAGGCAAAUCGAGUCACUCCCCCCCCCCGCCCGCCGUAUCCGUUAAGAGACUAUCCGGGAAGAAAGUGUGGAAUCGUGAACUGUCCCAAAAGCCAACGCCGCCGCCCACCUCCCCCACUUCCAUUUAUGAAAUUACAGUCCUCUUCCCUCAAGUGCACCACAAGACAUCCCUUCUGAACCCUUCUGGCUCGCUACGUCAGGUCGGUGUGUACAGUUUUUCGUCUGACUCUUCGACAUCUGCUGUUGUGCUCUUGCUAUUGCGCACCUCGUAUGGAAGUCCAAAAUCUCAACAAACAGCAGCAGCAGCAGCAAAGUUUGAUGACCUGAGAGAACAGGCAACAAAGAAAAAGAAUAUAAGUCGCCGAUUCCUGAAGAAUGGUACAAGAUCUAUUUAUUUGGACCCAUGGAUGAUGUCACGGUUGUCGAACCCAGAAUAUGUCACAUCGUUCCAUUGCAUGUAGUCCAUUUGACUUACACAUAAAAAAACAAAACAAAACAAAAAAAAAAAAACGGAAUGUGCUACGAUUGGAGAGCUUUCAGUGUUUUUUUUUUUUUUUUUGCAUGACAUCCUGUUGGCAUGAAAGAAAAAAGAAAUUAAAUGGUGCUUUUCAAUAUGUUAGCGAUAUUCCAUUAAUGGAUUAACAAAGAAUUAUACUGGGAAUACUAUGUAAUGUUUAUUAAUGAAAUCAUAACGUGUGGAAAUAAUGCAUUGUACAUCUUCUUGGCUGUAGAAAUGUUUGUCGUGGAACAGUCAGUGAAUGUCUAUAUUUAUUUAUGUGUGUAUUCCAAUUUGAUUUGGAUGUGUGUGGAUGUGGAUGUUCUGUGUGUUUUAGUAUCACUUUUUUUUUUUUUAAUCGGAAGCAACGCAAAUCUUGUAAAGACACUUUGUAAAAAUGGAAUUGUAAAUACGGUCUUAUGUUACAUGUUAUUUUUCCAUGGUAGAAACUGUACAAACUGCGAAGUAAUAAAAUAAUCCUUA
This is a messenger RNA of Syngnathoides biaculeatus (alligator pipefish), 3134 nucleotides long. It is a transcript of the gene anos1, whose product is annotated as anosmin-1. Lineage: Eukaryota; Metazoa; Chordata; Actinopteri; Syngnathiformes; Syngnathidae. The transcript is spliced from 14 exons. Bases 103 to 2145 code for a protein of 680 amino acids. Gene Ontology annotation, molecular function: peptidase inhibitor activity; protein binding. Gene Ontology annotation, biological process: neuron differentiation. The record is from RefSeq and is a predicted model, not a curated record. Gene Ontology annotation, cellular component: extracellular region; cell surface.